Molecule: messenger RNA, 591 nt
Organism: Gregarina niphandrodes
Lineage: Eukaryota; Apicomplexa; Conoidasida; Eugregarinorida; Gregarinidae
Product: ankyrin repeat protein
Exons: 2
Coding region: 1-591 (196 amino acids)
Biological process (GO): regulation of gene expression
Cellular component (GO): nucleus
Molecular function (GO): protein binding
Source: RefSeq, a predicted model, not a curated record
AUGGCGUGUUGUGGGGGCAAGAAGACUAAGAACGAUCAUUUCUCCACAUUCUCUGAUGCCGCAUAUAAUGGCAACAUUGAUAAAAUGAGAGAGUGCCUGAAGAAGGAGGCGAAAAGCAAGAAGAACAAAAUGGAGGAUGUCAUUAACGAAAAGCACGGGGAUUUCAAUAUGACAGCUCUGCACUUCGCGGUGCAAAAAAAAGGUAAUAUCGAGGCCGUGAAGUUCUUGAUUCAAAAUCAGGCGAACGUUAAAGCUCAAACGAAGAACGGAGAAACUCCACUACAUAUAGCAUGCUAUCACAGAAAUGAGGAGGCAGUCAAGGAGUUGUUAACAACUGAGGCACGGCAAGACGUGAAUACGGCGGAGAAGUUGAGUGGCAUGACGCCUUUACAUAUAGCUGUUUGCAAGGGCUCUCCCGGGGUUAUUGAUUUACUUCUUCAAAAUGGAGCUGAUCCCAAAAUCAAGGAUAAAAACGGUCACGACUGUUUCGAUUCUGCAGAUUUCUGGGCCAAUCAGGACACAGUGGCCGCUUCUCCUAAUGCGAACCACUCACAAGCGUAUGACGUUUUGAAGAACGCGAUGCGGGCUUGA